AUGAUUACCUCCGUUCGCCCAUUUGGCCGGGUUGGAGUCACAGGUAUUUAUGCAGGACAUACCAAUCAUUUCAGCAUUGGGGCUCUUAUGGAGACUGAUGUUCGGUUAAUUGGUAACGGGCAAGCUCCUGUGCACCGGUACUGGAAAGAGUUGAUGAAUCUUAUUCAGAAGGGUGAAAUUAACCCACUCAAUAUGGUAUCCCACCGACUUCGUCUUGAACGAAUCAAAAAGGUUUAUGAUGUCUUCGAUCGGCGCGAACGAGUGCAGAAGAUUUUCUUACAAACCUAA
This is a messenger RNA of Penicillium manginii, 288 nucleotides long. Its product is annotated as alcohol dehydrogenase. Bases 1 to 288 code for a protein of 95 amino acids. Lineage: Eukaryota; Fungi; Ascomycota; Eurotiomycetes; Eurotiales; Aspergillaceae. The record is from RefSeq and is a predicted model, not a curated record. The transcript has 2 exons.